Diversispora eburnea is the source of this 345-nucleotide messenger RNA. Lineage: Eukaryota; Fungi; Glomeromycota; Glomeromycetes; Diversisporales; Diversisporaceae. The record is from the annotation of a GenBank genome assembly.
UUUUUGAAUCCACUGGUUAAAUUACCUAAUAGAAAAACAUUAUCAGAUAAAAUUUUACAUGAAGUUGUUACAGAUCUUAAUAAUACAAUAAUUGAGAAAUUGAAAUUAGAUAGAAUUGGAAUUACAUUACCCUUUGAUGGUUGGAUUAAUGUACGUGAGCAAGAAUUAAUGGGAACAAUUAUUAUGUCUUCUGAUGGUCAACCUUAUGUUUGGAAAGCAAUGGAUGUAAGUGGUGAACAUUACAAAACUGAUGAUGUUAUUGCAAAAACAGAAAAAAUGAUUACAAAUAUUAGAGAAUUAAAUUUAAUUAUCUUAGCAAUUGUUACUGAUAGUGCGCCAGCAUAA